AUGCAAUCGUCCAGAACCCCCCGACCAAAACCCUCCAAUUGGCCUCCUCAAUCCUCCCACACCGUCCUGAUCCGCAAUCUCCAAUUAUUGGAGCUCGACCAGCUCGAAGACUGGCCGGGCAUCACACUACGCACUCUCUCACCCUCAUCCCAGAACCAACGCCAGCGCAUCAAGUCUGUUGAGUGGAUUCUGUAUCGUUUGGUCGCACUUUGGGAUCCAGAGACUGCUCGCGAUAAACUUCGCCCCUUUUUCCCACCACUAGAACCUCUUCAGUCCGUCAAUCUACGAGCUGCCCUCUUCCGUGUAUUGUCCGAUCUGAAGAAGAAUGGAGAUCUGGGCCGCGAAAGCAUCUUGCGCAAGUCCAUGUUGGACGAUUGCAAAGGCGAGAAAUUCGACGAAAUCCUAGCUGUCUUCUCUACCAAUGUGCUACGGAGAAGAGCGCAGGACCGAAACCCUGCUAUUGACCUCUCGCUCGCUUCCGGCCUAACUCAGCAGGAGUAUCCCCUUCUGCUACCGUUGAUCCUUGCUCAUAGAGCUUCGCUGAGCACCCUCGGUGAGCGCCGUGGCCGUGUUCGCGACACCCAUGAGAAGUUCUCGCAGCUUCUGGAUAGGAAGAAGGAUGAAAUCCAGGCCCGGUCCACGUCUGACAACCAUGCCAUACAGAUACAGGAGGGUGACCUGGAGGCUCUCGCCCGGGAGACGAAGGCGAAUUGGCAAGGAAGUGUGGAGUGGGCCGAUGCUUUACUUUACGGAGGCCUUAGCAGCAGUCGCGACGCCUUUUUAGAGCUGCCGUUUGAUAAUGCCUGGUCCCAGGCAAAGGCUUCCACAAUUGAUGACCUCCAAACUACCUCGACUCGCCCUGACUUGGUCCUGGACCUCGAGAACCGCAUCUCACGACAGCGAGCACGUCUACAGAGAUGGCAUCAGUAUUCUGCUUCGCUCAAGCAUUCAGGAGUGGCAUCUCCAUCCAAGCCUGCGGACACGAAGAAGACCCCUCAAUUGCUUUUCCGUGACCACCAGGCCCUCACUGUUGCCAGUAUAUCAAAAGCGGUGCGACAACCUGUAAAUCGAGGACCUCCAACAGCCGGCGACCAGCACAUCCUGCACUCCAUCUCUGAAGCAAUGGAGCGCAUCAAUGGCCCUUCAACACAGCAACAGGCCUUGCCAAUGACUGUCCGUAAGUCCGAGCCCGAGAUAGAAGCCGAAGCCGAACCCAAUCCGAAGGUAUCAAGGCCGAUUCUAUCCAUCACAAGACCGGAGUUAUUCGAACCACCUGCCGAACCCACCACAUAUGAGUACACCGAGGAAGAAUUGUCCAAGCGUCAACCUAGAGAAACAUUCACCCUCACCGAACGCACCCGCAAGUCUAUGUCCUUUUUCGAGGGAAUACCCGAAAGUCCACCCCAGGCCGAACCCGAAUCUCCUCCCACCGAACAGCGUUCAGAAACAACCCCCGAGGAGGAAGAACAGCCUAGAGAAACCUACACCCUCGCCGAACGCACUCGCAAAUCCAUGUCCCUACUUCCUCCACCUCGCGACCCCCCGCGUCCUCGGCGAUCUCGCAAAUCCCGCGUCUCUUUUCCGGUGAACCAAUUCGAAACACCUCCCAAGACAUCUUCUACUGCCAAUGAUUUCCCCAGCCGCGCAUCAACGCCGCGGGACGAGUUAUUUGAGGAGCAGGCUGACUACGCAAGUGUAUUCAAGUCCAGACCGCGAAUUGCAUUGAGUCCUGUUGCGUCGCCCGCCGUGCAUGUCAGUCCAAUUGGGAACUUUGAACUCAGCGCGGACGCGUAUGAGGACUCGGGGGAUGAUCGUGCCGAGGGGGAUUUGGAGUAUGUUACCACGGAGUCACCUUCGCGGUCUAGGGGAAGAUGGUGA
Messenger RNA from Aspergillus mulundensis, 1878 nucleotides. RefSeq lists its product as uncharacterized. Gene Ontology annotation, molecular function: microtubule binding. The transcript is spliced from 2 exons. Lineage: Eukaryota; Fungi; Ascomycota; Eurotiomycetes; Eurotiales; Aspergillaceae. The coding region runs from base 1 to 1878 and encodes 625 amino acids. Gene Ontology annotation, cellular component: mitotic spindle microtubule; HAUS complex. The record is from RefSeq and is a predicted model, not a curated record. Gene Ontology annotation, biological process: spindle assembly.